Molecule: messenger RNA, 2444 nt
Organism: Bursaphelenchus okinawaensis
Lineage: Eukaryota; Metazoa; Nematoda; Chromadorea; Rhabditida; Aphelenchoididae
Source: the annotation of a GenBank genome assembly
AUGGAUGUAAGCAACAAGACUGAUCCUCCAAUUCCACCCGGACCUUACAUUCCGACCAGAAAUGCUCUCAAAUCGGUUUUAAUCCUGGGAUUGUUCUUUGCCACCUUUAUUGCUUCGAUUGUAAGUUGAGUUACUUUUGAUUUUUAUGUUUUAGGUAUUAUUGGGAGUUGGAAAGUGUGAAGAAUAUUAAUAAUGGUCUUUCUUAAGCUUUUUUAAAGCUUUUUGUUGAAAAAUAGCAACAUAGAGAUCAAGAAAGGGUGGUGAAGAUGUUGUGAUGUAUAACAAUGUGUUUUUUGGUAGAUAAAAGCUUGAUUUUUUAAAAAUUAGUUAAUGAAGACUAUUAUCUAUGUGUUGCAAUAGUUGUUUGGUGGUUUUGUGGGGUUACCCACAAGUUUUAAGAUGUUUUAGGUAGUAAGACCAUAAAGAAAUUGUGCUUUAUAAGGCUUGAUCUAUUUUUGCUUCCAUUUUAUAAUCUUAGCAUUGAAAGCUAAUUUAUUCUGUUUUAUAUUUAUUUUUUUACAAUAUUAGUUUUAAAAAAAUUGAUUCCAAGCUGAUACAAGCAUUUUACGACUUCAAUAACAUGUUGACAUGAACAACAUCAAAAUUUUGCUUUUUUGUCUCAAACUUUUUUAUUACUUAAUGAGAUCAUAACGUGAUUGUUUAGACAAUCAUUUAAUACACUGUUAUUAUGCAAUUUUUUCAGUCAGCACUAGUACUGAAACGAGCAGCAUCAGCCUCAGCGAACUCAAGCCGAGCACAGACGAUAUUCUCCUUGAUCUCAUGCUUUGGUGGCGGUGUGUUUUUGGCCACAUGUUUGAUGCAUUUACUCCCAGAGUCUAUGGAACAAAUUGAUAAGGGGCAGGAUGCAUUGAAAUUGGAUUUCGACUUUCCUUUGCCAGAGUUUUGCAUUAGUCUUGGGUUUAUGUUUGUCAUGUUCGUGGAACAGGUAUGUCUUUGGUUUUUGUUGUGUUUUGGUUUUUAGGAUGAAGAUUUUAUGCUGUAGGAUAUUUAGAAGAUGGUUUGGAUGAGAAAGAAGGUGUGGAAGAUAGUUUAGAUGUGGAUGAUAGUUUAGAUGAGAAAGAUGGUUUAUGAAGAGAACUAAAGUUAAAGCAAAGGUUUAGAAGAAAGAGGGUUUUAAAGACAGUAGAGAUGAUAAAGGAGAUGCAGAACAUAUUUUAGAUAAGAAAUAAGGUAUACAAUUUGGUUUACAUUAACUAGAAGGUCAAGGAGGAAGUUUAGGUAAUAAAGAAGGCCAGGAAAAUAGUUCACAAGACUUUGACAACUAUAAAUUGAAGAACAUCACUACUUCUUUACCAAUUUAUGCUUAUCUUUAUAUUUUAGGCAGCAAUCUUUGCUCACGAGCAAGAAUGGAUAGGUCAAGGUCAAAAUAUUCUUGGCCAUGGUCAUGAGCACACUGAAGACACAGUACCGAUACUGGAGGAGGACACAAGAUCCAAUGGAAGCGUAAGGUCGGAGAGAAGGUCCCACGCUGGUAGUAUAAUGUCAGAUGAUCACUUUGAACACGAAACUCAUUCCACGAUGAGGGCAGCUUUAUUGGUUAUGGCAAUCUCACUUCAUGCUGUGUUCGAAGGGCUUUCGGUGGGCAUGAUUCAGGAGGUUUCGGCCUUGUUGCAGGUGAGAAUGACAUUUUUGUUAAGAAAAUUGGUUAAAAAUUGCAAUAACUUUCUUUACAAAACACAUUUUUUUAAAAACCGCAAAAACUUUCUUUACAGUACCUAUUUUUUCGAAAAACCGCAAGAACUUUCUUUACAAAACCCCAUUUUUUGAAAAACCGCAAAAACUUUCUUUACAAAACAUUUUUUUUUUGAAAAUUUGAAAACUUAUGACAUUUUCAGAUUUGUGGAGCUCUGUUAAUCCACAAAGUAGUGAUAGGAAUCUCGCUGGGCGUAAGACUAGUCCAGUCCAAUAUGAAACCGACCGGUGUUGUCAUUUGUUGUAUAAUAUUUGCUGGUCAAAUCGUUGUGGGCGGCUUCAUUGGACUCGGAAUCAUGGACAUUUUGCGAGGAGAGUCAAUUGGUUUGACGAAUUUCAUUGGCGGGAUCCUACAGGUCGGUUGUUAUGAAACAGCAUUUUUGGCGGGAUUUUUGAAAUUUGAAUUUUCGAAAAUAUGAUUUUAGGUAUUAAAUUUUUGAGUUUGAUGCUUGAUUUCAUAGUACGUAGGAUCUAUAGUUUUAAUAUUUUGAAGCAUAAUGCCAACUUUGGCGGGAUUUCAAAAUUUUGAAAUUUUAAAAUUUAAUGAUAAAACCAUAAAAUUUCAGGCCUUCGCCGCCGGAACCUUCCUCUACAUUACUUGUUUCGAGAUCUUACCUCACGAGCUGAAUAAACCUGGAUAUCGACCACUAAAGCUGUUAUUCUUAUCAGCUGGCUUCGCUCUGAUCACCUUCUUCAUAUCCUACUUCCCGGAUGCUGACGAUGGGAAUUGA